AUGGGUGGUUAUGAAGAAGAGAGGAAAGGGGGAUAUGGGAAGAGGUGGUGGGGGGGGUUAGUUGGGUUUGGGGUAUUGGGGUGGGUGUGGGGGGGGGUUUGGAUUGGGGGGGGGGGGGGGGUUUUGGGGGAUGUGGAGGUGGUUGGGGGGGAUGUGGGGAUGGGGGUAGUGGGUAUGGGGGUAGGGGGGGGGUUGUAUUGGGGUGGUUGGGUGGGUAGUUUGUUUGGGUGGGGGGGGGUGGGGGUGGGGGGGGGUGGGAGGGGGGGUGGGUUGGAUGGGUGGGGGGUUGGGGGGGGUUUAAUGGGAUAG
Molecule: messenger RNA, 309 nt
Organism: Knipowitschia caucasica
Lineage: Eukaryota; Metazoa; Chordata; Actinopteri; Gobiiformes; Gobiidae
Source: the annotation of a GenBank genome assembly